AAACACUGUUCUGUAGUCAGCUGGCAUAGCUAUCGUCAAUCGAUAAGUUAUCGCAGUUGUCAUUGUACGGCGUCCCUCAGUUUUCUUAUUUUGGCGGUAUUUUAUUUGCAAAACAGAGUAACAACAAUUUAGUAUAAGUUUAAACCUUGAAUCAGUAAAAAUCUUAGCUGUAAAAAAUGUCCGACGAUGACUGUGAUAUUUUUAAUAUGCCAACAAAACGGGCAAAUGAAAUGCCAAAGAAGUUGAUUGUGCCGGAACAGGAGUUGAAGCCAACAGACUACGAUUUUAUCGAAAUCAAUUCUGAGAUCAAGAAACCUUCCAGAGUCACCAGAGUUAAGCAAGCUGUCCAAGAAAAGCCCAAAACAAAAACUGGCCGACUUAAAAGACCAUUGAAUGAUGAAGUAUCCAAUAAUAAUGUGCAGGAAUCGGCAACCAAGUCGACAGAGGAAGCGCAGGCGCUUCCUCCAAGGGAUUUGUCCCCUGUCUCGCAAAUGAUUUAUGAAAUGGAACAAAACAAGGCCAAAAAUGCUGUGGAAGAGUUGCCCGUUGCCAGACGCACGCGAUCAUCACUAGGAAGUCGUAAUCCUGCUCCAGAAAAAGUGCCAGAAGUUGUAGACACUCCGCAUCCAAUUCCAUCACCUCCAAAGAUUCGCAAGACACGUGCACGAAAGAAUGCAAAAAAAGGUCCAGAAACUACGAAUUCAAAAGCCUUGAAUUCAAAUGCACCUAGCAUUACCAUUGCACAGAAUGUAGAGGCUCUGAAUACAACUGCAACCAGAGGAACUCGUCGAGCGGUGGCCGAGUUUGCGGCACGUUCUCAUGUGCUGGACUCCAUCGACCUGGUUUCUGCUGUCAUGCCUCGCGUAGAAGGAUUCGUAAACUUGGACUCAGAUGAGGACUCAAUGCCCACUGAAUUGAAGAAGCCUGAAACACAGACCGAUUCAUUUGAUGAGGAUAAUCCAGAAAUUGCCAUUAAUUUGAGUUGGCUUGGUGAAAUCCAAAUGUAUAAAUUGCGACAACAUCAAAAGUUUUCGCACAUGUUCAAAGAGAUCUCCAAACGCAACGAGGUGUCAAUUGAGGAUAUUGUUAUAAAUUUCAAUGAUCGUUUCAUACAGCCAACCGAAUCUCCCCAAAAUGUCGGCCUAAAAAUCUAUCACAUAUUAAAUGGUUGCGCCAUGAAGUCAAGUAUCAAUGAAGUAAAGACUAAUGGUCCAUCUAAACGCAAUAAAUUCCAAUUAAAAGUCCAAGGAGACAAAUGGAAAAAGCCGCUGAUAAUUGCAAUGAAGAAAUCUGAAACUUUUAAGAUACUUUCUAUAAAAUGCGCUGAGGAAAUGGAAUGCGAUGUUCAAGACUUUAAAUUAUUUUUUGAUGGGGAAUUGUUAGAUCCAAAUGACACGCCAAAAAAUCAAGAAAUGGAAGGAAAUGAAAUGAUUGAUUUACGAAUGAAAUAAGCCCAGUUGCAUUGUCAGAUCUUUAAGUUAAUAUAAUGUUAAUAAUUUGUGUUUAAGACUUGUUUGUAAAUGCUAAGUUUAGGUCUAUUAUAUUUUUUGUUUACUUUGAAAUGAAAUAUUUAAUAAAAGAUGUUAGAUGACAA
Molecule: messenger RNA, 1594 nt
Organism: Drosophila innubila
Lineage: Eukaryota; Metazoa; Arthropoda; Insecta; Diptera; Drosophilidae
Gene: Rad60
Exons: 6
Coding region: 177-1451 (424 amino acids)
Biological process (GO): cytokine production; positive regulation of transcription by RNA polymerase II
Molecular function (GO): protein binding
Source: RefSeq, a predicted model, not a curated record